GCCACAAUACAAUCGACCAACCUGAGUACGAUGGGAGCCGUGAUGAGCUGCUCUCCAGGAGCGAGCUUGGCGUGGACAGGCAAGAAACUUUAGAACAAAACAUGCACUUGACAUGAUUCUAACGACCCUUACACUGUACUGGUUCACUCAGACCUACGCAAGAAGCAUUCACGCUUACCGGGAGUUAUUUCCCGGUGGCGCAUCGACGCCAACGCUCCCGACCGACGAUCCGUCGCUUUACAUCCAUAAACCCUUCGGUUACAGUUAUUUCCCACAUGAAGUAAUUCCCGUUCCAGCAUGUUGGGUCGCAACCACAGGAAAACUCAGUUUCGUUCGUUAUCACGAAACGGGUGGCCACUUCGCGGCGCAACUCUCGCCAGCAGAAUUCGCCAAUGACCUCAUUGAGUUUUUUGGACCCAUGAAAAACACCCUCGCUACCGUUCCUCCAUCUCCUGCCGCGUCCAACGCCAGUUUCGAUAGAGAUACGCAUUUAAUGACUGAACUUACAAAAAAUGGAAGCGCAAGGUUGCUUGCUCCCUCGAUUCGAUUCGACUGUUCGAAAUUUCCGGAUAAAUUCCCUUCUUUUUUUUUUUCCACACACAUCAUUUCUUUGGGGCAUCGAUGAACCUUGAGUCUCUUCUGUCUUCUGUUGUUCCGCUUUACAAUCAACAAUGAAUCUAAUAAGUUUCAUCAUUUCGACCAUCCUAUAUAUAACACAAUCAUCCUGUACAUCGAGAUAUUCUCACAGGGUCUCCUCGGGAGAUGGGACCCUGGAAUAAUCUGAAUAAGCUCUUCCGAUCCUUUGCUGCACUUCGGGAGCUACUGCCGCCGUCAGCAUUGUCGCCGUUAGCAUUGGGCCCCGCGCCUGGCUUCCUCCUUACAUCCGCAAAGGACGCGGAG
Molecule: messenger RNA, 900 nt
Organism: Cantharellus anzutake
Lineage: Eukaryota; Fungi; Basidiomycota; Agaricomycetes; Cantharellales; Hydnaceae
Exons: 5
Coding region: 113-625 (170 amino acids)
Biological process (GO): epoxide metabolic process
Molecular function (GO): epoxide hydrolase activity
Source: RefSeq, a predicted model, not a curated record